AUAUAUAAAGUCAUUAACUGUUAUAUUUAUUUACGUUUAUAUUAUUAUUUUGUUCACACUACAUUAAAACGUUGCUCUAUAAAAACGAAAUCUAAAACUAUGUUUUAAGCCAUUUCAUCUUUUACAAUUCAGAUAUUUGUUUUACACCGUUUAUAUAUUUUCAUCAAUAAAUAUAUAUAUUUAAAUUAUAUGCUAUAAUUUAUUUAUAUUUGUUUCAUAUGAUUCAUUUGAUUUGUUUUCACAAUUCAAAAUAUACUAUUAAUAUAUUUAAGGGUUGUUUGAGAUUUAUUCUUCUGGUUUAUUUUGACACUAUAAUCAAAUUUUAAAUUACUUGACCUCGUCAAUUUUUUUUCAAAAGAUGAAAAGUCAAGAAAGAUAGAAAGAAAAAUAAAGAAAGCUGCCCACGGAUUUACAUAAAAUAUAUUUCUUAUUUCUUAACCAAGUUGCUUGAUAAUUAAACGUUCCGUCAAGAUUUUCUAUUUAUUUGGGGCAAGUAGAUUUAAGACCUUUACAACGUAGGCCUAUUACAACGUCUAAUUAGAAAUAAGGCUUCAUCACCAAAAAUGUUUCAUAAUUUCACUAGUUAUUGUAUUUAUCGACAAAAUAAAUAUGUUAUUUACCAUAUAAUUUAUGUUGUUAUAUACAAGUUAUAUGUAUUUAUUAUAUUUCUUACUGUAUUAAGCAGCUCAACGUAAGAAGAAAUAUAAACCAUAGUUUUAUUUUGCAAAAAAGAUUCUUAAAUGGUAAAUACUUCAAACUAAUUAUAAAUAUUUCAAGUUGGUCGACCAUUAUCAAUACAAUCAGCCCACAGGAAUACAGUCCGUGGGUUUUAAAUUUCAAUUUUAAGAGAAUGGACUUCUGUAUUACUAUGUCGUCCCGCUAUAUAUACGUAUUGAUUCUUCCAUUUCUCACACAACAUAAUCAAAAAAAGAAAAUAUACAGAAAGUUGAUAGUAGGGUACAAGUUCGCUUUUGAUCACUGUCCUCAAAAAGAGAAAAAAAGGACCAGCUGAAAUGGGGCGUUGGGUGAGACCUGAGGUGUACCCUCUUCUCGGAGCAAUGGGAUUUGUAACAUCUAUGGUUGUGUUUCAACUCACGAGGAAUGCAUUAUUAAACCCUGAUUGCAGGAUAAGUAAAGAGAACAGAAAAAUGGGAAUUCUGGAAAAUGAAGAUGAAGGAGAAAAAUAUGCACAACACAAUCUUCGCAAGUAUUUGAGGACCCGUCCACCUCAAGUUAUGCCUUCUCUCAACCGUUUCUUCUCUGAAGAGGACAACUAAACUAUUUCACCUUAUCAUAAAAGUUACUUAUAUACUCAAUAUACAAAUUAAAUCUAGUUUGGACAUGCUUAAUGUGUAUUGUAAUAGCUAGCUUCAGAUCAUCUUGUUAAAUAUUUAUAAUAAAAAGGUUGAAACAUGUCUUAACCUGGCCAUCGUAGUUCUUAAAAUCAUAUGUUGUUCAGUGAAAAAACGGAACCUUCAAUCUUGUGCAUGCUAAUCA
This is a messenger RNA of Brassica rapa (field mustard), 1497 nucleotides long. RefSeq lists its product as uncharacterized. NCBI's taxonomy places the organism in Eukaryota, Viridiplantae, Streptophyta, Magnoliopsida, Brassicales, Brassicaceae. The record is from RefSeq and is a predicted model, not a curated record.